AUGGAAGCUGAAAUCCUAGCCCUAUUGGAUGGCCUUCUUCUUGUACAGGAUUACGGAUUGGUGGUUUACCCUUUAAUCAUAAAAACAGACUCUCAAGUUCUUGUGGAUUUGAUCAAGCAACGGUCUAAAUUAUCUUGGGAAUUUUGGGCUCUCUUUCGUAAGAUUUUUUCUAUUCUCCAUAGUCUGGAGUACCGAAUUCAGCAUUCUUAUAGGGAAGGAAAUGCAGUUGCAGACUCUGGCCAACAAGGAGGAGUCUGUAACAAUGCUUCUCACACUCAUACUUUCCCUCUCACUCUCACUCUCAAUCUACAUAUGAGACAACUUUUACAGCGAGAUCAGCGAAAAAUUAAAUCGCUGCAGUCUAAGAUUAAAAAACAAAGGGAAUAUGAUGGUCACCUGUUUGUCUUCUCCUCAUCCACAGGAUCAAUGUCAAGGCCUUCGAGUCUGUGGAUUAUCUGCUGGCUCCCUCUCGCUGGAUAUUCAUCUUAUGCAUCGUCAAAACGAAGAGGCAUUUUGCUCUGCAGCAUUUUAUUGAACUCCAUGGCUGGAUAUUCAUCUUCUCCGCUGAAGCUUUGUGGUUCCCAGGAGGCUUUUAGUCAUACAAAGGGUUAUCAUCUGUCAUGCAGCCGUCUUAUCUGUAACCCAGCCGCCUUAUCAAUUGGAUCUCCUAGGUGCAGCUGGCUUAUCUCUAAUAGCUUAUCGAAUCCUAAUAAGGCCAUUCAGUUGCCUUAUUCGAUAAGCCCCUCCACUUCUCAUGGCCCAGCCCCUAAGACCCCCCAGCUUAAGACAACUAAUAUUUGCAGUUCAUCAGCUGCUUUUCCCGGUUGGUCUCAUCUCUCAGCUAAUGGUCGCAGCUCCUUUAAAGCAAUGUAUCCAGCUUAG
Messenger RNA from Ilex paraguariensis (yerba mate), 882 nucleotides. The record is from the annotation of a GenBank genome assembly. Lineage: Eukaryota; Viridiplantae; Streptophyta; Magnoliopsida; Aquifoliales; Aquifoliaceae.